AUGUGUGAUCAGGCUGAAGUUGUUUACUCUGAUGGGGAUAUUGUAUGGGUAAAACUAGGAUCUUGUUGGUGGCCCGGUGAGGUUGUCGGUUCAGAGAAACUACCACCAAAUGUCCUUGCUUCAUUUAGGAAACCACCAAUUGCUGUUGUGAAAUUCUUUCAAGAAGAUACAUUUGAAUAUGUGAAAAAUCCAAAUGCCAUUUACAAGUAUGAGUGUAGCCGGAAAAAUGAGUUCAUCCAGAAGGGACUCUACAUGUACAGAACCAAACAUGGACUUUUAGAGAAAUUUCCUGAAGAUGUGAUUCGUGCUGAAACUGCUGUUGGUGGAGAUAUUGAAAUACUGACUCGGGAUGAGUUUCAGGAAACCAAAAAAGAGAGUUAUGCUGACCUUUUUGGUAGUCCUAGAAAGAAGACACCUGCCUCUGCUAAAAAAGGAAAGAGUCACAAGGGAAGGUCACCUGAAUUUUCUAAACUUUCAACUCCAAUCAGAAAGAUAAAGGAGAAAACCAAUUACAAAGUCCACAUAUUAGUACAAGGUUCUAAAACACCCCAACAAGUUGAAGAAACAACUCCAUCAACAAGUAGAGCUAGUUCUGAACCAACUGAUGAAAAGUUGCAAGAAAAAAAUAUUGAGCCAUCUAAGGAGAAUUUAUCUUGUACUACUCCUACAGUUACAAGUCCUGGAAUAUAUGCUUGUCAUGCUUGUCAAUUUUCUACAUCACGCCUCAAUGUUCUUAUUUUGCACAACAAAACUCAUAGUUCCACAUUUACACCUUACGUUCCAACACCAUUUAAGAAAAAAUCUGUUAAAAUCAACAAAACACCGAAAUCUAUAACAAGUACUCCUAAAAGUAAAAAAGGUCGUAAACCACGACAGGAAAAACAAGAGCUAUUGCUUGAUAAACAGGGACAGAAAAGAGAAGCAGAAGAAAACAAUGAACGUGAAGUUAAGAAAGCUAAAACAGACGAAGAAAUCAAAAGUAGUUUGCUAGCUGAUUGGGAUGAUGGCGAUGAAGAUUCCGUUGAAGAGUCUUCUACUAUUGCUAAUGCAAGUUCUCCAGAUGUUCCCGUGGCAGCGGGCUCACCGGCAGUACCUACACCAGCUGAAUUACCUGUUGCCCAAUCUUCAAAUGAACCUGAGGCAAAAGACAGGGAGAGUAAAAAAGAUGAAAGUAUACCUUCUGAGAAAUCAGAACCAUCUAAUGAUGCUAAAUAUGAGUUUUGCGAAGAUGAAGAUUGGCCUGUGGAGGCUGAUAUGGGAAGGAAAAUUCCUCGUGUUAAACCUUUAAAACGCAAAGAAGAUACGAAAAGUCUUAGUAUUGAUGAAAAUGAAAUGGCAAAAGAAGUAGCAGAACUUUUAAAUAAAACCACAGUUCCUGAAUUGCCCUCAGCUCCAGAACCUUUAAAGGUUGAAGAAAAUUUUCCGGAGCCUUCAAUUGUAAAAUCUCCGGAUAAAAAAUCCGAAAAAUUUGCUAGUGACUCACCAGAAAAAAAAAAAGAUACUGAAGUCCAAUCAACUAGAACCAUAUUUAAAACUAAGACAUUUUUUCGUAGCAGGCAUUCAAGAAGCCAAGAUGCAAUAGGAAAAUACGUUGCAGAACAAUUAAACGCAGCGGAACGUCUCGAUUUGAUCGAUAACGACUUAAAUGGCUCCGAUACUACGCCAUCCCCUGAACCUAGAAUUUCAUCUCCGACGGAACACGUUAAAGUGGCUCGACUUGCGCCUAAAAUACAAUUAAAGAAAAUGAAUGCCGAAGCAGCACAAUUGCGAGAAAAGGAGAGGUGCGAAAGCGAAAAGCUUAAUUGUGAAAAGGUGAAUAAUAAUAAAUUAGAAAUUGUUCCUGAACAAAAAUUGAGUCCCAAAAUUACAAAUCAAAAUGAAAGUGAUAAAACUAAGCAAAUAACGGAAUUUCCAAUGGAAAGUAGUGAAAAAGAACCUUUAUUAGAUAUUACUCCCCCACAAAGAACGGUUGAGGAAACUAACCCUGUAAUAACUUUCACAACUGCAAUUGAAGACAGCACAAAUAUACAAGAAACGACGGCGGAACAGGUAUCUAUUUUGAUAGAGCAAGGCUCUAAUGUGUCUAUAAAACCAAAUAGCAAACAGGAUAUUAAUAAAUCAUACGAUUCAUGUAUGAGUGAAUCUACGGCAUCUGCAGUUGACGCAUUAUUAAGUGUUUCAAGAGAAACCGAUAGAGUCACAAAGGUGAUAAGUAGUGAUCCACCGGAAGACUUAUUUGAAGAUGACAAUAAGGAUAUUGUACUUGCUUCUGAGACUAAUGGUUGUGAAGAGAAUCCAAAUGGAUUCGUCAAUAAUUCAGAAGUAAAUAGAACGGAAGAUCAUGCAAUCGCAUCAGACAAUACGACAAAUGAGGCAUUACCACGCGUGGUUGAAAAUGAAAAAGUUAUCCUAGAAAACAUAUUAAACGAUUCUGUUAAAACUAACCCUGUGGUUGGCAAUGAAACACUGAUUUUAAAUAAACAGAAUACACCCCUAGACAGUAUUCAUGUCAAUACAGAGGAUUCGGAUUACUACAAAGAUGAGACAACACCAAUAUGUGACGCUAAGCAAGAAGACAAUGUUUUACAAAUUCUUCCAAGUAAUAUACCAACUGAAUCAGAUUUACAAAUUGCUGAAGCCUUAAUAAAUUUACCAUCUACAACGAUUCAAAACAAAGUUUCUGGGGAUAGUCAAGAUCAAUUGGCAUUACCAAAUAAUGAUCCAGAGCAAACAAAUCAAAUUACAAUGAAUAUUGAUGCACUUGCAAAUAACACAAGUGAACAAGAUAUAAAUGACCAGGAGAGUAUUACAAAUACUGAUGUCCUAACAAAUAAUAUCAGAUUUGAAAGUGAAGAAGAAAAAAGCGAAAAUUUGAAUGCCGCUCAGUCCUUAGUGCAAAUGUCUGAAUCUGUCGAUCAUAAGAUAAAUAUAACAGAAGUUAAGUCGCCUAAUAAAGGGGAGUUAGCCUCCACAACAUACUCUUCUCUUAAAACUGAUGUUGCUCUUGAUAAAAAGCCUAACUCCAAACCUAUAUCAAAUCUCGAAAAAAUAGUGAAAUCUGAUGAUUUAAAUGGAAACUUACCAAAAAUUGAAACAAGUUCAAAACUAUUAAAGAUUUUAGAAGAACCUUGCACAUCUAAAGUUUCUAUCACAAGUACAGUGGUCCAUAAAAAGGUAAUUGUCCCUAACAGAGACAAAAUUUUAAACCUGGAAGUCAAUAAACCAACUAUCAAGCCUAAACAGCCAGCUAAACAGAAAAUCAUAAUAAGGCGAACGACACCCCAAAAAACAUUAUUGAACAAUUUAAACGAAGCAACGACUCCUGAAAAAAUUUAUUUAUCGCGUAAUACCAAGCCACUUGACGACGGUACCUCAAUGCAAAGUUACACAAUACAAACUACGCCAGAUAUACAAACGAAUAAAAAUACAUUUGUUAUUCAGCAAAAACUAAGAAAAGUUCCGAAACCUGCCCAUAAGAUUCAAAAACCUAAAAUACUAACCUCAACCGUACCUACAAUACUCAACAACAAGAUAGGAAAAGAAGCAGCAAAGCCCAAUGAGACUAUUUUUGAUAUAAACUCGAUGCCAAUUGUGAUUUCUGAUGACAUAUUAACUCCCGAGAGUAUAGAAAAAAUGCCGAUUGUCAUGUCGGAUGGAAAUGUAAUUACUUCGACGGCCACAAAUAAAGUGAAAAUAAAAAAAGGAAACACUAGUGAAAAAAUUACAGUUACAUCUUCUAAUAAACAAGAUAUUAGUGGAAUUUCGACACACGUUCACGAUGGUAAUAAAGUGACCACCCCUAACAUAUUAUCUAAGUCACCAAAAUUGAAAUCGCCUAAGCCUAUGUUAAUAAUAGAUAAAGCGACUGGAAAACAAAAGCUCAUCAUGCCGAAAUGUGACUCGCCUAUAAAAGAAAUAAAACCAUCGCCCAAAUUAGCGGUAUCCCAAAAUAGUCCAAAAACAGAAAAGUUUGUUAUAUUACCGUCUCCUGCUUCUCCGCGACCGACAAGAACUCAGAAAAUCGUCAUAGAUCCUCAAACAGGAAAAGCACACGUCGUCGUUGAAAAAGGAAUGGUUACAACGCCUGUGACAGACAAUAAACCUGUUUCAGCAAAGUUAAUUCCGUCGGCGUCGGAUACGAAAGCUCCCGGGAACACGGUCAUGAUUAUAACUAACGCGCAGGGUACACAGUCCAGGAUAGUUCUUACGCCUGAGCAUGAGAAGAUUUUAUUCCCAAAUAAACAACAGCAAAAUGUACCUCAACUUAAAGCAGCGCAUCGCAUAUCGACAAACGUUACGUCACAACAAAAAAGCGUAGUAACUUCGGUUGCUACAGUUAAAACCCCCACGAAAAUAGUCGCCAAACAACAAAAAAGUGCAAUUAUAACAUCUAAGGGGCAACUGAUAGUCGGAGGACGCUUAGCGACUACAACACAAAAUAUUGCACCUUUACCGGACAUAAGAGCUACUAAGAAGUUAAUUCCAGCCGAACCUAAAAAGCUUGCGCCAGCGAUACAGAAAUCAACACCGGAACAACUUCUAUUUCUUCAAAAGCCAGGCACUGUAAUGUUGACCGCAGCUCAGUUUGAACAUUUACAGAGAACCGGUCAGAUAAUUCAGAAAGUCCCUAUACCCGCUCAGGAGAAUAAAAUUGUCAUUCAAAAGACGAUUACAAAGACAGCGACAGAAGGCGUUAAACCGACACCUAAGCAGCGAGCGCGAAAGCAACAGACCGAGUCAUCUGCUCCAUCCAAGAAAGUUAAACAGGAUGUAACAAUAGCGCCCGCACCAGCACUCACCCGUGCACCGAUGUCACCAUCCGCGUUGAACGUGACUGUAACGGCCACUGCCACCGUGUCGAGUUCCAUCGUCUCUGCGACCUCUUCAUAUACCGACAUGGAAAACUUUGAAGAACUUCUCCCUACGACGACGAUCUCUCGGACUCGCGACGCAGAGGCCACACCCCAUGAGCAGUCCGGUCAAGUUUCUCAAACUCCCGCGGCACCCCUUUCCGAUGGCCAGUUGUUGGCCGUACCCGGAGAGCAUUUUGGAGGCCCUCAGGGUUCCUUUUACCUUUGCGUCGAGGAAAACGGCACUUUUACCCCCAUUGACAAUCGCCCGCUAGUCUUGGAGAAUAAUCAACUAGUACCGAUGCCUGAAUCCCUCCCCGUGAUCGCACCUCAGCCGGAGCGGCGGGAUAUCUUGGAGGCGGCUCUCGCCAACAGUGACGUGUUCCACGCCGAAAGUACCCGCGACGAGGCACCAGACUUCCGGGACCUCAACGCUAACGUAUCCGUUCAUUGCAGCGUUUCAGAAACUAGUACAACUCUCAAUCAACCGAUUAUGACUCCGGUCGAAGUUCCGUCCAAAGGGGACUCGGAGCCGGCUGUGCCUUCAAACUUAGAGGAUGGAUUAGCGGUGAUCGGCGUCACGCCGCAUAGCGUACCCACAUCUCUCGAACUGCCGAUAACCGUAACCGAUCCACGGAUAGCCCCUAAAACUACGGACCCACUCAGCAACAGUAACUACAGAACUUCCCUUUUACCCUCGCCCAGUACGAUGACCUUCGUGGUGACGGAGGAGACGGGUGCGCCGAUCGUGGGCCCCAUUUCUAUGCCCCUAUUGACCGAGGAAGAAUCGGUCGGCAAAUCGAUGCCAAUUCUCAUGGACGAGAUAACUGAGAGAACGGUGUCAUCGGUAGAGUCGGCCGUGGGCUCCCCAUCGUCGAUCGACGUUCGUGAAUCGGAAACCGAGGACGGCAGCCAGUGGCCGCGAAGGUUACUCACUCCGGGAUCGGACAUCUCAGAGGCUUCAGUUGAGAUUCCGCUGCAACCCGCUAUUCAGCUUUCUGUUAGUGAUAUAUCUUAUAACGGUAGUUAA
Molecule: messenger RNA, 5880 nt
Organism: Leptosia nina
Lineage: Eukaryota; Metazoa; Arthropoda; Insecta; Lepidoptera; Pieridae
Source: the annotation of a GenBank genome assembly